UAGGAAAGAAAAAGAGGGCUGUGCUUUAACUCUGAAGCGCUUUAUAAAUGGAUAUUUAUGAGUAUUAGCGAAGACACAGAUCAAAACAUUUGAUUGUGACUGUUAUCUCCAUAUGGACCUAAUCGAUCGAGAAUUUCAAAGAUCAAUAUCAUCAUCUAUUUGUGUGCAUCUGAACGAAUUUGCAAUACAAACACACAAGACAUCCAUACAGUUCGCUUGAUAUCAUGUUGGGCGAUGCUUUUGGUCGUCGUGUCGAAUCAAGCGUGGACAAUAAAGCAGUGAAGAUUAACAGAUCAAAACAAGUGCUCUUGAAGAAAAGAGGACGAAACGUUCACAGCAAAGCCAACAACACAUCAGCAAACAUCCACAGAUGCAGCUCUAAUGAAGAGCUCAAACCUGCUCAGUUCAAACCAGCACCCAAUAAACAGCAGCUGAAGUCCUGCACUGCAGAGCGAGGAAGCCAGAUCAGCGGAGCGUCUGUCCUGAACUGCAGCCGGCUGGAGCAAACCACAAACAACCUAAACAGACGGACACAGCGGAGCAAGCACCCAAAAAACACAAGACAGGACAAGCCCACAUCCACAGAGAAGAGCCCAGAAAACCUGAAGAAGGGGAACGACUGCGCUCCUGAGCUCUCCUCGGAGGCAGAGAAGACAUACGCCGGGGCAAAGUUCAGCGAGCCGCCAUCCCCAAGCGUCCUGCCCAAACCGCCCAGACACUGGGUAGGAGACCACGCUCUUCAGCACACACACAAACACUGCAGCAGAGAGCAGAUGUCUGAACACCUCAAGACACUGCUGAAGGUCCAAGCAGAUCCCUCAGCAAACUGACUCGCUUUAAUAGAUCAUCUAGCAUCUUCUAGAGCAGUGUUUCCCAACCCUGUUCCUGGAGGCACACCAACAGAACAUAUUUUGGAUGUCUCCCCUAUCUCACCCAUUCACUUCAGGUGUUGGAGUCUCUUCUAAUGUUCUGAUGAGGUGUUUCAGGUGUGUUUGAUUAGGGAGAGCUUGAAAAUGUGUACUAUUGGUGUGCCUUCAGGAACAGGGUUGGGAAACACUGGUCUAGAGGACUAUCGGAUGUGUCAGAUGAUUAGUAAAGCACCCUUAAAUGAUAAACUUGAUGGGAUGGAUCACAACUCCAUUGACUCUGAUGGAACGGUUUUCAUGGAGCCUCACAAUAGUUCCCGGAAGUAAGUGUCAAAACCACGUCCAAAAUCAAUACGUCUGUUUGACAUCCACACAACGAUGCCUUUUUGACCACCAAAAUAACGACACAAAAUGUACAAACCACCUCGAGGUCAAAACAGCAUCAAACUGACGUCAAACAUUCAGGACAGCCUUGUAAUCGAUUUUUGUAAAGCACGCUUGAGUUAAACAUGAAGUGAUGGACGUGGUCAACAACAUGGCAGGAACAAAUCCCGGCUCUGCCAUCUGAGUGUUGCAGCAAAAGUCAAGAAUCAUUAGUCCAGACAAACUUUUCCCACAGGUGAGCGUCUUGAUGUGAAAACGACUGCAGAUCAGUCUGAUGUAAAAACCAUGACGUCUAUUGGACGUCUGCACAGUGAUGUCCUUUUGACCACCAAAAUAACGACACAAAAGUAUUAUGAUAUAAAAAUAGUGUUCUUCUUCUGAAAGUUUUCAUUUGUUGUCAAAAGGCAUUAAAUAUACCCGUGAAAAAUGCUAAUCGAUCUGAUGUCGAAACCAUGACGUCCAUUUGACGUGUAUUGACCUUAUUCUUCGAUGCGGACGUGCGCUCGUUUUUGCGAUUGUUUUAGAACUUCCGACUCAGCUGCCUAUGGGAGAAAUGACUAGGAAUAAUAAACGGCAGAAAACGGUUAAACUACUACUCUACACGCAAGUGUGUUCAUGACUAUACAGACAAAGUACAAUAAUAUAAUAAGAAAACGUCAGUUUGCAAAAUCAAGCUGCAAACCGAGCUGUUUUUACGUCUAAAAAUGAAUGGAAAUGAAUGAGAGGAAAUCUCGAGACAAAAAGAUUCCAAUGGCUGCGCCCACUCAUACGUGAAGAAUAAGGUGAAUAGAGAGAGAGCGUUGAGACUCCAAUGGGAUGUUUUCCAUGGAGCCUCGCAAUAGUUCCUGGAAGCAGGCAUCGAGUACCAUAGAGAAAAGAAUAUUUGUGAUGCAUUUUAAUGAGGAAAGGCAAUUAAAGAGGAUGAUUUUAUGUUAAUUAGCACAUCUUAUAGGAUGAGAGACUAUUCCUCAUCACUACUGUAGAUUUAGGAGAUCCCGCAUAAAAGGUCUGAAGUAAUUUAUAGGAUAUUUAUAUUUACAGACUUUUAUUUUUUACUUAUUAUCUUUAUUUAUCAAACAUUACAUUUAGAUUUAUAUUAUUUUAUAUAUUAAUAUAAUGUUAUAUAUUAGUAUCAUUAUUAGCAAGGGAUUUUCUAAGUGGUUCACGUGUUGGUGUACUCUCAGUGCUGGGUUGUGGCUGGAAGGGGAUCUACUGUGUAAAACAUCCGCCAGAGUAACCUGGGACUUAGUCAAAGGAAAAUCAAUUAAUGAUAUAUAUAUAUAUAUAUAUACACACACAUACACAUACAUACAUACAUACAUACAUACAUACAUACAUACAUAUAUACACACAGAUGAAGUCAGAAUUAUUAGCCCCCCUUUGAAUUUUUUUCUUUUUUAAAUAUUCCCCAAAUGAUGUUUAACAGAUUCAGGAAAUUUUCACAGUAUGUCUGAUAAUAUUGUUUCUAAUGGAGAAAGUCUUAUUUGUUUUAUUUCAGCUAGAAUAAAAGCAGUGGUGUGGGAUGAAUCAGGGAGCUGUGGGCACUGGCGCGUUUGUGGGGGGAGGGAGGGGUACAGGCUGAUAGGGGCACCUCAGCCAAUGAGGGCAGAUGGGCAGUGGCUCUAGCCACCGGGCCACUCCCAUGCACGGCCCAGCCCUCGAGUUAAACAUGAAGUGAUGGAUGUGGUCAACAAUAAUACUUGGGUUGAAGGCAGGGACAAAUCCAGCUAAAAAAUCAAGACUCAUUGGUCCUGACCAUCUUCGCCUAACAAGCGAGCACCUUUGAUCUAAAAGCGAGAUAAAGAAAAGUCAAAAAUGCUAAUCCAUGUCAAAGCCAUGACGUCUAUUUGACGUCUGCAUAAUGAUGUCCUUUUGACCACCAAAAUAAUGACAUUAAAGUAUUAUAAUACAGGAACAGUUUUAUUCAUCUGAAAGCUUCAGUAACAAACCACAGAUCUGGAUUUUGUGUUCUUACCCUGUUGUCAAAACAAGAACAGCCCUGUCAUUUUUUUAUCUAAAGCACUCUUGAGUUAAACACGACGAGGUUUACCUGAAGACUCCAUUUAGUCUGGUUACUGAAGCUCACAAUCCUGUCAUGAUUUGUUAACACUAGUUUGUGUGUUAUUUUGCACAAGAAUGAGAAGUGUGUGUCGGGCAGACGCUCCAGGAUGAAGAGCUGGACAGCUGAUUGUAGGAAAAUGAGAUUGUUUGUAUCUUGUAUCGAAGCACUUUGGACAGUAGAGCAGCCGCUUGUGUCCACUUCAGACAAUGAUGUGUUCGUGUUAUGUGCUGCACACUUUGAUUUGAAUCUCUUGAAUGUACUGUUUUGCACAUGAUCUGCGGUCACGCUUGAUUUGAAAUGCUUUCCCCAAUAAUGUUUAGUAUUAUCUGCAUCAUUUCUGCAAAAAAUAUAUAUCUGUUUUCUAUUGUGUUCAACAAAAACCAGCAAGUAUUUUUGGUUUUCAUCUGUUUCUUCUGCGCACUAUUAAAA
This is a messenger RNA of Danio aesculapii, 3741 nucleotides long. RefSeq names its product proline-rich nuclear receptor coactivator 1 (gene pnrc1). The transcript has 2 exons. Bases 225 to 830 code for a protein of 201 amino acids. Gene Ontology annotation, biological process: nuclear-transcribed mRNA catabolic process, nonsense-mediated decay. The record is from RefSeq and is a predicted model, not a curated record. Lineage: Eukaryota; Metazoa; Chordata; Actinopteri; Cypriniformes; Danionidae. Gene Ontology annotation, cellular component: P-body; nucleus.